AUGUCUUCUGAGGACUUCAUGGAAAACCCUCAACUUGAAAAGCCACCCACCCCAGGUGGAUUCCAGAACACGGAGGCUCUUGGCUCCCCAGUACCAUCUGUUAAGCUCAGCCAGUUGUCUGACAUCCAUCAUGGAUCUCAGCCAUUCACCAAGCUGAAUAUGCACGAGAUAGAGAAAAUGUUUGAGGAGGACAAGACUGGAGCCUUGGACCUGGAAGCUUUCAUCAAGGCCACGAAGAAGGUUCUGGGCAGAGUGUCAGAUGAGAUGCUAGAGGCACUGUUUUUGAAGGUAGACUCGGACUGUAAUGGCAUCGUCACCUGGGAAGAGUGUAUGGAUUACAUGAUGCGCGAGUUCCAGGGGAAGGAGGAGAUGAGGAAGAACAAGUACCGCCUGCACUUCUCCCUUCCCAUGAAGGUCGUGCCCCUGAAUCAUGGCUGUGAGGUUGUGAAAGUGGAUUUUUUAGUCCACUGUUACAAGAAGAAGGGGUAUUUUAAGAAGACGGGAUGUUUCCUGACUGUCACCAAAGACGGGGUCCUGCAGUUCUGGUCUGAGACCUUCUUGCUGAUUAAGUCCUUUCAGCUUAGCCUGCAGCUCCACAACCAGCAGAUAUUGGUCACCGACAUGGUGUGUCUGCACAACCUGAACCUCGUCGCGGUUGCAUCUACUGAACAGAAGAUAGAGUUCUUUGAUAUUAGUAACGAUAAAUGUGUCCGUUCCUUCACCUUUAUUGAUUUGGACAGCUGUGUCCUGGUCAUGGACUACUGGUCUGACGGUCACAGAGGUGUGUUCUGCUCUGGGGACACCAAAGGCAGCGUCAUGAUCUUCACGUCUGACAAUGUGACCAAUGGACUGUUAUUCAACCCCAAAAUCCUCCCCAAGACCUCCAGACGGGAUCACUGGAUGAAUAUUUCCAUGCAACAGCUCUUAAAUGAGAAGUCCACUACAUAUAGAAAUUACCAAAUGAAGGGUCUCCAUCGCAACUGGUGUCAACAGGUCAAGUUCAUCCCCCAGCUGAAUCUGGUGGGCUCCUGUUCUGCCAUUGAGAAAUCCUCUCUGGUGCUGAUAAUAUUGCCAUCCAAGGUCCCCGAGAAACCCAAGUUGCUACGCUUGCAUCUAAAAAAAGGGGUUCUUUGCUUUAAUUACUGCCCAGACACGAACUUCCUAGUGACAGGUGGCUACGACUCCUUUAUCCGCCUCUGGAACCCCUUUUUCUCAAGAAAGCCUAUGUUGCUGAUGAAGGGACAUCAGACCUCAGUGACACACAUCGUCGUGAGCAGCAAGAACAAUAGCGUCCUCAUCAGUAUCUCCAAGGACAAGAAUAUCCGCGUGUGGGACAUGCAGGACCGCAUCUGUCUCCAGUCUUUCUGCGGGAAGUUUUUUGCCCUGGGAAACUGCCCCAUCACCAGCGCCUACUUCCAUGGAGAUGAUACCCUCAUCUGCAGCACCUAUUCAAUUGGGAUCCUAAAAGGGUACUUAAAGGCCCAGGGGCCUUUGAAAGGAGGAAAGAUCACAACUCACAAUGCACCCCUGUGCGCUGUCCUCUACAGUAAGGUCUUCAAGCAGGUGGUGAGUGGCUGCCUGCACGGCUCAGUGAGUGUAUGGGAGGUUGUGACGGGCAGGAAGAUGAUGGAAUUCUCUGUGUCCGGUGCCCAACACGUGGAGCUGACCACCAUGGCCCUGAAUGAAUCUGAGCGGUGCCUACUCACAGGCUUGCGUGAUGGCACAAUGAAGAUGUGGAAUUACAACAUUGGUGAAUGCCUUUUGGCCUUUCCCAAUCCAGACCAUCUGGAGAUUACUGGGAUUAUCCACAUGAACAAAAUGUUCUACGUGACAGGAUGGAGUAAGAGAAUCACUUAUUACAUGUUCCACCAGACAGAGCCAGUGCUCCUGUGCUACCACUGGCAGACCUACCACGCAGAAGACGUCCUGAGCAUGGCCAAGUACAAGAACCAGUUCUUCGGGACCUCCUCCUACAAUGGGGACAUCCUCUUCUGGGACACCGAUGCAUUCAAGCCCACCUUUAAGUUCAAUGCUUCUCAGAGCCCUUCGCCUUUGCCUCCCAGGAGGGUGGGAGACAUGAACAAACGCCUGGUUGAGAGCCACAGGCCCAGCAAACCCUGUAUAGAGGAGGAGAAAUGGGCAUAUAAGGCCCCCAAGAAGUUCCUUGGCUCCGGCGCCAGGACUGCGACCAACGCCAAUCUGAGGCGGAACCUGAUGUCAGCCCCCCCGGUGAUGAGACCUGAGAGAGUCAAGGGGCCAGAGAGGCCUGUGUCCCAGCAGAAACAGUCCAGCGCUGGUGCAUGCAGGCAGCUAGGCAAGUCCCGUGGCCGACAGGCUGCAAUCCCAGGGGUUAACGUGAGAAAAGAGGAAUCCCAGAAAGUGUUGCUGCAGUCGGGAGCGUCAUCCAGCACGAUGUCGUCAUCGUCAUUGUCGCCAUUGCCGUUGUUGUCAUCAUCAUCUUUGUCGGUGGAGAAGGUUGGCUGUGCUCAGCCAGGGAGUGGGCAGUCAGAAGGGGCUGGGGGGCCUGGGCUAGGGGAGCCCACCUCUCUCCCACAGAUCAUCUUCCUGCAGACCAGACCUUGCCUGCCACACACAGCUGCCCUGCUGAGCAGCUGUAGCAAUGGCUACAUCUAUGCCUGGUCCAUCCAUGCAAAAGGAGGCCUGUUGGGGAGGUUCCCUGUGGACCUCAAAGGCGAUGGAGAUAUUGUCGUGGGUGCCAUGGCCACUGACAAAAAUGACUGGAUCCUCAUCACAGGGGAUUGCAAAGGACAAAUCAAGAUCUGGGACAUCAAGGAUUACUGUGUAUUCUCCGACCAGCUGGCCUCCCAGUUCAGUGGAGCUAAGGGCAGCUCUGAAACAGAGAACAAGUUUCGGGUCUUAAUUCCUCCACAACCUGGGAUCAACUUCUCGCGCGUUCCCUUGGAUGAGAAAGAGGUUGUAGCUGGCCAGACCAUCUCCCUGGUGCCCCCUCUGCUCCUGAUUACCUGGAAGGCCCAUUUGGAUAGUGUGGCAGACGUCCUGUAUGUGGACAGCUUCCAGCUGGUGAUCAGUGCUGGCCAGGACCAGAACGUCAAGGCUUGGAAAGUCUCCGGUAAAGCCAUCGGAACAUUUGGCCUGAGUGUGUGGAAAAGACUCCAGGAUGCUCCUGAUGAUCUUCAUGAACAAAAAGCAAGCUUUGAGAAGAUCAUUUCCACAGGCAUCACCACCAAGGCCUUCCAUCAGGAGCUGCAGGAGGAGAAGGAUCUCGCUGCGGCCCUGGUGUACCAAAAACGAGAGCAGACGGCGCUGCUGGCCCUCCUGGAUGGGGCGGCAGAUACAGAGGCACACGCUUGGGCCAAGCUGCAGAAACUGUCUCUGAUGUCCCCGUGGGCUGGAGUGCACUCACCAAAAGAAAUUGAGGAUAGCUGGAGCAAAUGGGAGUCCCAGGGCAAGCAGGUGAGCAAAGUCUUGGGAACAGCAUACAAGCCCAAGAGGCACGGGCAGAAAAUCAAGGUCCUGCCCCCUCCAGUGCAGUAUGGCUGGAUGAAGCAUCAGAUCUUUCCACGGAUCUUCCAAAGCCUGCCCUUGAGCAAGAUGACGCCCGCCCAGCAGCCUGACUUCCGUGUUAGCAGAGCCCUGCUUGUCAGUCUGGCACCCCAGCAUGUUCAGAAGGGCCUGGAGACUGACAGGGAGCAGGAGGUGACAGAUGUCACAGCCAGCAUGGGCACGACCCCCUCGUCCCCCUCUUCCUUGCUGUCCAUGGCAGCCUCAGCCUUAGCCUCCACCUCGCCCACAGUCUCGAGGCCCCAGUCCUCCAGCUUCAUGCUGCGUCCCUGGUCAGCCUCUGCGGCCCAGUCCACACACUUGGUGCCAUCACCCAUGACUAAGUCCAGCCUGCAGAGGUCAGUGACCUCUGUACCCAAUGUUGCCUCUCUCGGACAGUUCCCAAGGCCUCUGAAGACAACCUCCAUGUCCUCCGUGAAGAAGGGCUCCCACAUCAGGUUCUAA
This is a messenger RNA of Nycticebus coucang (slow loris), 3987 nucleotides long. It is a transcript of the gene EFCAB8, whose product is annotated as EF-hand calcium binding domain 8. Gene Ontology annotation, molecular function: calcium ion binding; protein binding. Lineage: Eukaryota; Metazoa; Chordata; Mammalia; Primates; Lorisidae. The transcript is spliced from 26 exons. The record is from RefSeq and is a predicted model, not a curated record. Bases 1 to 3987 code for a protein of 1328 amino acids.